Messenger RNA from Hemiscyllium ocellatum (epaulette shark), 2649 nucleotides. RefSeq names its product Na(+)/citrate cotransporter-like. Lineage: Eukaryota; Metazoa; Chordata; Chondrichthyes; Orectolobiformes; Hemiscylliidae. Gene Ontology annotation, biological process: citrate transport; monoatomic anion transmembrane transport. Gene Ontology annotation, cellular component: membrane. Bases 15 to 1754 code for a protein of 579 amino acids. The transcript is spliced from 12 exons. Gene Ontology annotation, molecular function: citrate transmembrane transporter activity; sodium:dicarboxylate symporter activity; succinate transmembrane transporter activity. The record is from RefSeq and is a predicted model, not a curated record.
GCUCCCGGGGGGAGAUGCCCGCCGUCUGUAGCAGAGCCACCCUCCUCUGGGGCAGGAAUACGCUGUUCCUUGUGGGCCCCAUCUGCCUCCUGCUGCCUUUAGCUAUCGCCGGGCGCAGCUCCGAAGCCUAUUGUGGAUUUAUUGUGAUCUUGAUGGCUGUAUAUUGGUGCACUGAAGUCAUCCCGUUGGCUGUCACUGCCCUCCUUCCCAUCUUACUCUUCCCACUCUUUGGAAUCAUGCCGUCGAAACAAGUGUGUAUGCAGUACCUGAAGGACGCCAAUAUCCUCUUCAUUGGGGGGUUAAUGGUGGCCAUAUCGAUUGAACACUGGCAUCUUCACAAACGGAUCGCCCUGAGAACCCUCAUGUUUCUGGGUGUCAAACCAGCUCUGUUAAUGUUGGGGUUCAUGGCUGUGACGUCAUUCCUAUCGAUGUGGAUCAGUAACACAGCCACGACAGCAAUGAUGAUCCCCAUCAUACAGGCCGUGCUGCAGCAGCUCACCAGCAGUGAUGUGGAGGCAGAACAAACUGAUUUGGAAAGUGCAGGGCCAACCAAUGACUUGGAACUGGAGACAAAGAGCUCCAAAAAUGAACUGGACUCGUCAGGUCUCUGCAUACAACCCGUGAUGAUGAGUGAGGAUUUGAAUAUGUAUAAAGCUCUGACCCUGUGUGUCUGCUACGCAGCCAGUAUAGGGGGUACGAGCACUCUAACUGGCACUGGCCCCAACUUGGUGCUGAAGGGACAACUCAUCCAGAUUUUCCCAGAAAGCGGAGAAGUGGUUAAUUUCGCCUCGUGGUUUGCAUUCUCGUUUCCCAACAUGCUGAUUAUGUUCGUUCUCAGCUGGUUAUGGCUGCAGGCGUUAUUCCUGGGACUCAAUUUUCGGAAGCUGUGGGGCUGGCGAAUCCCAAUUACCCCAAAGGAGAAGAGAGCUAAUGAUGUCAUUGUGAGAGAGUACAAGAAGCUGGGGCCCAUGUCCUUCGCAGAGAAAGCUGUGCUCGUCCUCUUUGUCCUGGUGGUACUGCUCUGGUUCACACGGGAGCCUGGCUUCGUCCGAGGCUGGGGAUACCUCUUAUUCAAGAGCAACGGCAAAGGAUACGUCAAUGAUGCUACUGUGGUCCUGACCAUCGCAAUCCUCAUGUUCAUGAUUCCAUCGAAGAAACCAAACUUCACACCAUGGAAUCGGAUGCAGCAGAGCUCGAAGGAGGAUAUCACAGAACAGGAGGUAGCGAGCCCGAGACUCCUGAGUUGGGAUGUUGUUCACCAUAAGCUGCCCUGGAAUGUGGUAUUCCUGUUGGGAGGAGGCUUUGCGCUGGCUAAAGGCUGUGAGGUUUCUGGCCUUUCCAGGUGGUUGGGGAAUCAGUUACUGCCCCUCCAGACCAUUCCCCCAUGGGCCAUUGUGGUUAUCUUGUGUCUGACAGUUGCUAUCUUCACAGAGUGCACCAGCAAUGUCGCUACAGCUACCCUCUUCCUCCCUGUCCUGGCUUCAAUGGCCAUCACCAUCCGGCUGAAUCCUCUGUACGUGAUGAUCCCGACCACUUUAAGCACUUCCUUUGCCUUCAUGUUGCCUGUUGCUACACCCCCCAACGCCAUUGUGUUCUCCUACGGUCACCUCAUGGUCCUUGAUAUGGUCAAGGCUGGGCUCAUGCUGAACAUCAUCGGAGUGGCCAGUGUCACUCUCGCCAUCAACACCUGGGGUCGGCUCAUGUUCAAUCUGGACAGCUUCCCCGAAUGGGCUAACGUCACCCAGAGAGAGUGAGACCGGGAGCAUUUUUAUUCCGUCAUGUGGGAGCCGGAGGGUAUUGAGGUGGGAAAUGGGGAGAGUGGAGCAUUAGACGCUGUGACCUACACACAGUGAAUCCUAGAGAGAUGUGACUGGGCCAAGUGUGAUGUAUGGGGCAUAGAUCACUUGACUGAGCGGAAUGAUAAGUGUGUUGAUUAAAAGCCUGAAUUAUCUCCAAUAGCUGUAGCCUUUAGUUGGGUUCCUUGGUUUCCAAUUCUUCCACAGCCUUGUCCCUCCGUCACUCUGUAACGUUGUCUGGACCCACUAACCGUCCAAGAUCUCUGCACUGUGCACUUUUGGCCCCUUGGUCACUGACGUUACUGACUCCAUUGCCUGUAGCCAUUCCAUCAGCUGCUUGGGCUCUGAGCUCUGACAUACCCUCCCUCAGCCUCCCCACGUUUCUCGCAAACUCUGCUUCCCCCCUCCCCACCCCAACCCACUGAAGAGAUGCCUCUUUUUCAAACUACUGGUCCCCAAGCUCAUUAUAGCUGUGUGUGAGUAUUUGCUGAACAAUACGCCUGUGAAUUGUGUGGAAUGUUUUACUAUCUCGAAGGCGUUAUACAAAUGCAAGUUGUGUUUGCUCAGUCCUGGAUGAAACUGAGUGAGGUGACCAGUCUGGGUACCUGGAUCUGUCACCUGUUAUCAGCCUGGAAUUGAGAAUUGUUCCUCACUGUUUAUACCCCUCAGUUCAACAAAACAGAAAAGAUUGUCAAAUCCAGUGAAAAUACAAGAGGGUGUCAGUGUCACAUUCUGUCUAAUGUUUGUUUUGUGUUCAAUCAGUACAUUCUUUUAGAGCCUGUCUCCUCCAUUUCUUCUGUUUUAGAUCAAAACCUUUUCAAUAAAGUGGCCUUUGAAAAUCAGUCAGUGUUAA